AUGGGUAAGGGGAAUAAACUGUAUGGUAAUUCAGGUGGCUAUUGCCGAAAUACAGACGUUGAAGCAGCCAGAAGAAAAAGACAAUAUCAACUGACAAUUGAAUGGGACAAAAAUGUUGUCGGACAAACAGAAGCAAAACUAGCCCUGGAAUACGCGUUUUUCCUUCCACGGAGAUUUCCAACGUAUUUCAAAGGCAUAAAAACUGUAGAUUGCAAAAAGCAACCACCAUGCAUUUUGUUUUGGGGACCACCGGGAACAGGUAAAACUUUAAUGGCUAAAGCUGUUGCUGAUGCCCACGGUGGUGCAUUCGUGUCACUGGAUCCGGGCAACGUGAAAAUGAAAUAUGUUGGUGAAUCUGAAAGUUUCGUAAAAGAUGUCUUUGACAAAGCUAAACAUGAGAAAACAAUCAUAUUUAUUGAUGAAAUUGAUGCAUUUAUGAGAAAACGAACAACAGAUGAGCGUGAACACGAUCGCAGCCUAAAAACUCAAUUUCUUAUUAGUAUUGAUGAUUUUUCGAAAAAUAUGACAGCUGAUUCGGCACUGAUCUGUGCAACAAACACGAAAGAUCAACUGGAUGAUUCGUUACUUAGACGAUUCAAAUAUCACCUAUUUUGUGAUUUACCGGACAUAAAUGAGCGUGCUGAGUUGAUAAAAUAUUACUUAAAACAUGGCAACUUUGACAUUGAUAUGUCUGAACUUGAGAUAUUGAAAUUAGCCGAAGCAACGGACCUUUAUAGUGGUAGCGACAUACAAACGGUUGUUGAUUUAGCGGCACAGAAUCCUGUUCGUGAAUUAAUGAAGGCAACACAUUUUUUAACAUCUGCCGAUGGCAGAUAUAUGCCGUGUAAACCGGACAUCACAGGAGCAGUUCAAAUGCGUCUAAAAGAUAUUCCUGAAGAUCGACUAACACCGGUACGUUUACUACAUUACGAUGACUUCGUAGCAGCAUUGAUACGAUGUCAACCAACAACAAACAUGAGAAAAUAUGAAGCAUACUUGAAAGAACAUUCUGUUAAGAAUGAAGCUGAAUUGACCCAACAAAUAAAUACCGAAUUUCAAACGGAACAAGAAGAAUGUUUGCAUCACUUUCCACAACUGCUCAAAGAAUUUCGACGUUAUUUUAUAGCAAAUUUUCGAAUUCUGUUCUUGUUAACUGUUAUUAUCAUUAUAUCAUCAGCUCUCUAUUAUUGUCGGACGAUAUUAAAUCGGUUAUUUAUGUUUACAUCAUUAGGCGUCCUAGUGUGGGCUAUUUUUACCACUAAUAAAGCUUAA
Molecule: messenger RNA, 1272 nt
Organism: Didymodactylos carnosus
Lineage: Eukaryota; Metazoa; Rotifera; Eurotatoria; Philodinida; Philodinidae
Source: the annotation of a GenBank genome assembly